Messenger RNA from Pyrus x bretschneideri (Chinese white pear), 1116 nucleotides. RefSeq names its product 26S proteasome non-ATPase regulatory subunit 9-like. Gene Ontology annotation, cellular component: cytoplasm; nucleus. The coding region runs from base 54 to 296 and encodes 80 amino acids. The record is from RefSeq and is a predicted model, not a curated record. Gene Ontology annotation, biological process: proteasome regulatory particle assembly. NCBI's taxonomy places the organism in Eukaryota, Viridiplantae, Streptophyta, Magnoliopsida, Rosales, Rosaceae. The transcript has 3 exons.
ACACAUAACCCUGACUCCCUGAUAAGUAGUUCAAACAUUUCAAUGACCUAAUAAUGGUGGGAACGAAUCUGAAAGGGGAGACGAUGGGCCUGAUGGAGAAGAUGACUGCCCUGGAGGCGGAGAUGAACGCUAUCAUCGAGCUUCUUACUCAGCCCGGCGGCCCUGGAAUCUCCGGCGACCUCCUUGACUCCGAGGGUUUUCCUCGCGAAGACAUUGACAUCCCAGCUGUGCGAGCGGAAAGGCGUCGUCUUGCUGAAUUGCGAAAUGAUCACAAAGACCAGAUGUUAUGUUUGUGAUUGUACAGUCUAAUAGGCAAAUGAACGGUGUUAGCUAAAAUAAUGAGCUUUGAUUUUCUUUUUUUUAUUUUUUUUUUCAAUCGUGUCAUUGGAUUUACAGAUUGGAUGUCUAUUAUUAUGCUGCCAAUGAUGAAAUUAUUUGGAGUUUUGAGAUUCAGUAUGUUCCUGUUAUUUCACUUCUCUACCCGUUUUGUAAAUGGAUGUUUUGUCUGGCUGCACUUCUAAUUUUGUUCAUUCUUUUCCUCCCAUUUCCCAUAUUGGUUCCUUAUCUAUAGUUUUCUAUGCAGAAGAGAGAGAGCUUGAAGAGUUAAAAAUGCUCUGUGAUUCUAAUAGUAGUUGUCAGAGUUCGUAUAUUAUAUGAAAUUUUUGCUUUGUUUACUUGUGUGAAGAUGAUUGAGAAAUGCAUUCCUUGUGCUAGCAUAUCCAUAUUUUCUGAAACUUCUUAUCACUCUGCAUUUAGCUUAAUCCCAAAUCAACUUGCAGCUUAUUGGUUUAGUGUAGGCUUAGCUUUCACUUUUCAGCUUUCAGCUCUUUUUAUUUUCUUUUUAAUAUAUUGUUAAAACUCUCAUUUUUUUUUCUUCUAAUUUUUAUUAUUAUACUUUGUAGUGAUUUGGCACCCUGGUUUUUGUGUAUGGCCUAUCAUUUGUUAUGAUUAUUAAGUGUGAUAUUCUCCCCCCUCCCGUCCCUAAAUCAAAAAGGUUUUGAAAGAUGGAUACUAUUGGAUUUCUGUAAUCCAGGUUGGGGAAGUAAAGCUUGUGCAAGACAUUGGUCAGGCAGCUGUUCAGCAUCCAUAUUUCCAUUUUUUUUUCAAUUUUGGAGG